Molecule: messenger RNA, 1233 nt
Organism: Uncinocarpus reesii 1704
Lineage: Eukaryota; Fungi; Ascomycota; Eurotiomycetes; Onygenales; Onygenaceae
Exons: 2
Coding region: 1-1233 (410 amino acids)
Molecular function (GO): protein binding
Source: RefSeq, a predicted model, not a curated record
AUGUUCGACACUGUUUGCAGCUACCCUCUGACCUCGGAUCUUUUCUCCCAAGCCAUACACCCUACAGAACCGCUUGUCUCUGUAGGCUUAUCAUCCGGCCAUGUCCAAACUUUUCACCUACCUCCACCAUCCGAAAACGGCAAAGCUGGGUACGGGCAUAUCGAUACAUUGUGGCGGACGAGACGCCAUAAAGGAAGCUGUCGGAGCGUGGGAUUUGGGAUAGACGGAGAGACGUUGUACUCUGCUGGUACAGAUGGAUGGGUUAAAGCUGCAAGAACGGAGACUGGAAGGGUAGAAUGGAAAUUUGCGGUACCAAGGAUUGGCAAUAGGUCUGAUUUUCAAGUGGACUGUCCCUCAUUGCUUCACGCGCUUUCACCUCAAACGCUGCUUCUAGCUACCGAUUCCGGCGCUCUACAUCUUUUUGACCUCCGGGACCGCUCUACAGAAGUAUCGGCUAGACCCCAACAAACCCACCAUCCGCAUGACGACUAUGUCUCUUCCCUCACACCCUUACCCCCUUCGGAAACAAGCACAUCUGGUUACAGCAAGCAAUGGAUUACAACAGGAGGCACUACGAUCGCCGUCACAGACUUGCGGAGAGGAGUAUUAGUACGAAGUGAGGAUCAGGGUGAGGAGCUAGUCAGCUCAGUCUAUGUGACCGGACUUAAAGCGGGAGGCACCAGCAAGGGCGAAAAACUGGUUGUUGGAGGAGCUAAUGGGAUUGUGACCCUCUGGGAAAAGGGGGCUUGGGAUGAUCAAGAUGAGCGCAUUAUCGUCGACCGUUCUCCGGAUGGUGGAGAAAGCCUAGAAGUACUCACAAAGGUGCCUGAUGAAUUGGGGCAUGGGAAAACUGUGGCGGUGGGACAAAGCGAUGGACGCGUACGAUUUGUGCAGCUUGGCCCUAAUAAAGUCAUCUCGGAAUUAUCGCACGAUGAAAUCGAAGGUGUUGUGGGAUUGGGAUUCGAUGUGCAGGGUCGCAUGAUCAGUGGCGGCGGCUCUGUUGUCAAAGUUUGGCAUGAAGCCGUCGACGAUAAGGAGGACGAUGAAGCCGAAUCGGGUGAAGAAGAAACCGGACCUGAGAAGAAACGCAAGGGGGACCGGGAUAGCAGCGAUGACGACGACGAUAGCGAUGACGGAGUGAAGGAAAAGGGCAAGCGAAAGAAGAGAAAGAGAGGCAAGGGAAAAGAUCGAUCUGGAGGGGUGCAUGUUAUGGCUUUCAAGGAUCUGGAUUAA